Mycena indigotica is the source of this 1926-nucleotide messenger RNA. RefSeq names its product GATA-type domain-containing protein. Gene Ontology annotation, molecular function: sequence-specific DNA binding; zinc ion binding. Lineage: Eukaryota; Fungi; Basidiomycota; Agaricomycetes; Agaricales; Mycenaceae. The coding region runs from base 1 to 1926 and encodes 641 amino acids. Gene Ontology annotation, biological process: regulation of DNA-templated transcription. The record is from RefSeq and is a predicted model, not a curated record. The transcript is spliced from 5 exons.
AUGUCUUCUGACGGCCGCUACCCGUAUUAUAACUACCCGGCGUACGGAAACCCCAGCCAGUCUCCGUCGAACUACGAGACACAACCUCAACGACCUAUCCGCUCCAACUCUGGCUCCUCAUCGCAGUCACAUCCCCACUCGCCAUUACAGGCAAAUCAAUAUGCUCAUCAUCCACCCAGCUCUUAUACUCCUGCUCAGCAACAACGCCAACAACAACAACAACAACAAACUUAUCCGUAUGCGAGCUCCUCAUCGACAACGCCGCCAGCCCAGACCUCUCAGCAACAUUGGUCACACAACAACUGGACAUAUCCACCUCCAACAGAAACGAGGCAACAGACAACGUAUAGUACCGGUACACGGUCGGCAUCUAAUGACGAGCAGCCACGCCUUCCUCCCCAGCCACAUAGGACUUGGAGCCAUCCAUCGAGCUCUACCUCUCAAUCACAGUACUCACCACCACCACCACCGCCGCCGCCGCCGCCGGAAAGCAAUACCCCGAAUGUUGUUUAUUCACCACCACCACCCCAACCUCGCUCUGAUCCCGCGUCGCAUUCUCAAAGAACAUAUCCCCUGCCGAGAGCUUUGUCUCCUCGUCGGAACAGCCAAUCAAACCAAUUGGCCAGCCCAAGCUACCAGAUGCCGAGUCGAGUCGUUUCGCGACCACCUCCCAUGCACCAUCUACCUCCCCCACCUCCCAAAUCAUUGCCCCGCCAUCAGCACUCGCACUCGCACUCGCAUUCUUAUUCUUCCCAACCAAGCCCUCCUCCACAAAUGCCGCAACAACAGCCACACCAGCCAUCUCAGAACGAUAAUUUGCUGAAACGGCGACGCGAUUCAACACCUAUCUCAACAGCCCCAACACUGAUGCCUGAGCCAGAACCAGGUCCUUCGACAUAUAAUCCCAUCCAUUCGUAUUCUCAGUCUCCUGUUGCGUAUUCACCGGUUUCUGCCUAUUCCACCACUCCGCCAAUCCCUGCACCAGCUUCUGCCAGCUCUUUCUCCGCCCAGAUUGACUUCCGCAAGUUGAUGAACUCGUACCAUAUGAUUAUGGAGGAGACCAAGCUUGCCUUGGGUGAAGACGCAUCUCGACGACAGAGCGACACCGUGACCACGACUCUCAACCGUAUGAUGGACGAUGCAUUCAAUGCUGCCCGGACGCUAGAUGACGCCAACGCCAGUGGUGGUAAUUCCACCCGUCCAUUCAACAGUCAAAGUACAUUGCCAUUUCCGAUUGCACGGAUGUCGCCAGUUGCGCAGCAGCAAACGCAACACACAACGCCUCACGGUUACUUGCAGCGCAUCCAUUCCAAUUCCACCACUUCUUCUGCUUCAGACGAUCAGCAGCCACAUUCGGGUUCUUACCAGCAACAACAACACUCACCUCCCCAGCGCUCCCCCGCGCAGCCAGCCCGACCGAACCACAUUCAAACAAAAGGACCAAAUGCAAGUUCUCCAAAUGAAGGUACCACCAGCAAGGUUAACAAGUCGUCGCCGCAGAGCGGAGCUAGGAGGCCGCCGCCAAUUGCUUCUGCCAGUGUAAAUGAUAUCAGCGUCCCGGCGCCAACCUCGCCUUCUAAACCCAAGGUGCAUGAAGACUCACCGGGCGGUGAUGCUAGCGGGUCAACCAAACCGCGGCAUGCGGGUGGAACGCAAACAUGUCUGGGUUGUGGAGUAACAGCAACGCCUGAAUGGCGUCGGGGCCCAUUAGGUCCGCGGACGUUGUGUAAUGCUUGUGGUCUCGUUUACGCGAAGAUGGUCAAGAAGCGCAUACGCGAGGAUGCCCGUGGUGGUUCUGCGAAAUCGGCAACCACAGGCAUGAAAAAGCCUACUUCUCGGACUGCCACCCAGCGCGAGACGGAUGAUCGGGACCAUGACUCGCCCGAAGCUGAAAGUGAGGACGACGAGCCGGUGUCUGGUAGAUGA